UCCUUUUCCUCCUUCCUCUUCCCCGCCCCCUCCUCUUCUCUUUCCCCCACCUCUUGCCCCUCCUCCUCCCCCUCUUCCUCCUCCCCUUCCCCGCCCCCUCCUCCUCCUCCUCCCCCGCAUGGCCGAGCCGGGAGCGCGGCGGGGCAGGCGAGAGGAGCGGCGGCGGCGGCGGGAUGGGCGGCUGCGGCGGGGCCGGAGGGACCCAGGCCCGGGGGCUCCGCUGCCCCCACUAGCCUCUCCUCCUCCUCCUCCUCCUCGGGGGUCUCCGGCUGCAGGAGCGGCGGCGGCGCAGGCAGCCAGCCAGCCAGCCCAGGAGGCGCGGUGGCGCGGACCUCGCCGGGCGUGCCGGCCCCGGAGCCUCCCGGCGCCCGCAUGUCCUACAAGCCCCCCGGGCCAGGGCAGCGGCAGCAACCAAGUCCCGCAGAGCAAAUACGCAGAACUCCUGACCAUCAUCGAAGAAUUAGGAAAAGAAAUCAGGCCUACGUACGCCGGGAGUAAAAGUGCCAUGGAGAGGCUAAAACGAGGUAAAAGUUUAGGUAUCAUUCACGCCAGAGGUCUGGUCCGAGAAUGUUUAGCAGAGACGGAGAGAAAUGCAAGAUCUUAAGAUCCCUUCGGCCUCUGCCUUCCAAGAGACCACCCCCCCCUCCCCGGUCCUCUGGGAAAAAAACAACAACAACGCAGACCAAUCUUUCCAACUGGCAAUUCUGCACGGCUUCUUUCUUAAGUUUGGGGUGAUAGUUCCCCUUUUCAAGAACGGUGGCCGAAGAUUUCUGGGGGCCCCGUUGGAAUCCCCGCUCCCCCAUUCAAGACGUUUCCAUGCUCUCACAAACUUGCUUUUGACUCUCAUUGUUUCCGCAAGCCACCAUCCUGGAUCGGUCCAUCAAAACGAAAGAAAAGAAACCCUCCCUCGGAAGGAUGGAAACUGUUCAGAGGGCUGUUUGUUUAUUUUUUCUGUUCUUUUUCCACCCAAAUUCUGCUCAACAAGCUUUGCCUCUUUCCCGUUUUUUAAGUUGUCGCCUGCACCCAACAUCCCCUCUCAAACUUUCUGCAAUCGCUUUCCAGGCGCGCAGCCUCUCAAGAUCGUUUUUCCGGUCUGCGUUCAGGGCCGGUUGAGGGGUCCCUUGCAGCUUUCCAGAGAUCCCUUGGCUGAAAUAAAGCUGGACAGGUUCCCCUCUCGGAAAUCUCACCCCCACCCUCUUGCGUUAGUGGCGUUUUUUUCUAUACAAUGCAUCAGUAGAAGACAGAACUAUACUGUUACAUCGAUAAGUUGUUGAUAUCCACACACACACACACAAAAAAACCAGAAUCCUGCACAAUCCACCCAGAUAAAUACUUAGGAUUUGCUGGGUGAGCCUCUUUUUGUGGGUCGGGGGAGGAAAUUGCCUUAAUCGCCCCAAAUUAACUUGCCUCCCAGCCCAACCAUUUCAGGAAUUGUUUUUAAACUGGAAGAAUUCUAAAAUUCCCUGCCAUCUGCCCUUCAAGCGCCAUAAUCAUCUGGAGUAUUAUUCCUUUGGCCCGCAGAACCAUAAACG
Messenger RNA from Ahaetulla prasina, 1532 nucleotides. RefSeq names its product cyclin dependent kinase 2 associated protein 1 (gene CDK2AP1). The transcript has 3 exons. The coding region runs from base 119 to 604 and encodes 161 amino acids. The record is from RefSeq and is a predicted model, not a curated record. Lineage: Eukaryota; Metazoa; Chordata; Lepidosauria; Squamata; Colubridae. Gene Ontology annotation, cellular component: cytoplasm; nucleus.